Molecule: messenger RNA, 970 nt
Organism: Lycium barbarum (goji berry)
Lineage: Eukaryota; Viridiplantae; Streptophyta; Magnoliopsida; Solanales; Solanaceae
Cellular component (GO): mitochondrial matrix
Source: RefSeq, a predicted model, not a curated record
AUGAAUUUCAAUUUUAUAAAAUUCAUAUGUCUACACUGGGAUUCACCACCAUCCCAAGAUGUUGUUCUACGCAGGAGAUGCAAGUCAGGGGAGGAAAUUGCUGUUUCUGCUUUAUUGGGUGCUGGGCUCUAAUGAAAUAUUAAAUUUCCCAGGGAAGCUUUUAUGAAAGUAGGCGUGAAUAAGCCUGGCUUAAGAUCCAUCCUACAGUUUGAUUGUGUGGAAACUGCACAAAUUGGUGAUGGCUGUAGCUUUAAAAUUCAUAAUGUGAACUACAUUCCAUCAUGCGACCUGGACUCUUUAGCCCGCAAAGGUCCCUCGGUCAGGUACUUUUGUCCUCUUUUGUCGGUGAAAGAAAGUCUUGAGAUUAUCCUUGGAAGUAUUAGUUUGAGUUUUAAAUUUCCAAUGCGCACUGAACGAUUCUUCUUGGCUUAUUUUGUGAAAGUCUCAAAUCUCAAGAGUUGCCAGUUGCAUUUACUUAUUGUGUUCCUCUUAUUGUGUCCCUUCUUCAGUUUUUUCAGUGCAUUAGAUCAGACUCUUCAAGAAGAGCUCUGCAAAUAUCUAGAAGCAAGAGGAGUUGGUCUAUGUUUCGCGCAUUCGCUCUUACUCCACCUACACAAAAAGGAGCAAGGUCAAUACGUCGACUGGUUGCACGAAUUGCAAGCUAUUGUAACACCAAGUGAAUGAUGCGGAAAACGCUCCAUGCAGGAUAUAGAUAUUUGACUUUGAUUCAAUUCAUGACAUUAAGGCGCGGAUUGCUGGAGGGAAAAACAUCUAUUGGUUAGCUUGCAACUUUUGCUGGUUUCUGUAUGUUUUGUUUAUAGUAAACCCCUUCUCGUUAUACUAAAUAGAGAUCUUAUUUAAACGGCUAGGCACAACUGUAUAAUGGAAUUAUCUAAAAAGGUUCAAGAAUUGUAAGUUGAGUGGACCUACAUAAUUUUGUUGAAAGAGGAAGGGGCACUUGAUGUUUUGA